Molecule: messenger RNA, 2235 nt
Organism: Acanthopagrus latus (yellowfin seabream)
Lineage: Eukaryota; Metazoa; Chordata; Actinopteri; Spariformes; Sparidae
Gene: lnp1
Product: leukemia NUP98 fusion partner 1
Exons: 4
Coding region: 170-868 (232 amino acids)
Source: RefSeq, a predicted model, not a curated record
UUGAAGUAAGCUACCUUUGCCUUGUGGGGCAGAGCAGUGUAGUAGAGCAGCCAGUCAGUCAGAGGCUCAGUAGGUCAGCCUCCUCUUCUGUGCCACUCGGCCGGGAUCUCACUUUCAUCUGUUGCACCGGGACUUGCUCGCGUCAAGAGGCUCUCUGCACAGCUCCAUCAUGUCUCUGAGGCUCCUGCCUGCUUUCGUUGUGGACAAUGAUGAUGACGAUGAUGGUAACUUUACAAAAUGGAUGAGCAGUUAUUGGGGUCACGGAUCCGAAUCCGCACACUCCAGAGAAAGAAAACGCAGUUUCAGAAGACCUGCGAAAACACGAGCUGACCGAAGAGCUUCACUCCCGACUGUGUCACAGUUAGACGCCAUGAAGUUAAACAGGCUCCAUGUGGCGACAAUGGCACCGACCCCGAGCCACAUCAAGACCCGAGAGGAGAAGGGGGAGGUCAGGCCCCACCAGAGAGCCCGACGCUGCUCCUCGGACGACAACAGCCGCCCCAAGUCAGCCAUGGAGAACCGCAUCACCCCCAUCCCAGAGCUCACCGAGUCGUUCGAGAGGAGAAUGUGUUUCAGCGAUAAGAGGAUCAUGUCUCUGAAUGAAGACGACAAGUUGUGCCUGAUCUGUCAUGAGGACAUGCGGCAGAGCGGAGGGAGCGUUCAAGAGCACUGCACGCACCGCUUCCAUAAAGGGGCGGCCAGGAGGUUAGAGCAGUGUCGGCCCCGCAGCGGCAGCGAAGCGAUGGCUUGUCAGGUGAGGAGGCUCUCGGAUGAGAGGAGGAGGUCUGCAGACGAGCCCAUCUACAUGGAGAAGAGAGAAGAGCAGCACACACCCCACCGUAAACUUUCCCUGCGGAAACAUCGCUGAUAAGAUUCUUUGAACGGAGGCGACUCAUCGGUGGAAAAAAAAAAUGGAAGACAUGCACUCACGGGCUGGGCAUCAGGAGUCCUGAACUUUUAUUACUACAUGGCGUGACGUUCAAGUGAUUAAAUCUCAGGAGCUUGACUGUAUCUGAAAACCCGUCCUGUGGGCCCAUUUGGAGGUUUUACAAUACUUUCUCCUCAAUGUUAAAGGCCAAUUUAGGAGGAUCCAGAACUCAUCAUUGAUAGUUGUAAAACAUAAUUAAUAAUCUAAAUUCCAAAUCUUCCAAAAGGGAAUCUUUGAUUUUGAAACUGCGAGUAUUCUUAUUAGAAAAAACCUGAGUAUAACUAUUUGUUAAAGAAAUUAACAGAAUUUGCAGUUUCCUAUUUGAAUUACAGCUGCCAUACUGAAAUAUUACACUACUUUAACACUGGCAAAAGACAUGUGCCUCUACAUAAUACUACUUUUAUAAAUGAGAUGUAGAAGAUAUUGUCUUCAUAGUCGUAUAGAAAGCAUGUGAACUUGUUAGGAUGUCAUGUAACGGUACUUUGUGUUCAGUAAAGUAACUUUACGCUUCACAGUGCUCGUUACUGGGUGAAGUAAAAAUGCUACAUGAAUAUUUAAAGGAGACAUAUUAUGCUCGUUUUCAGGUUCAUAAUUUCGUUUUGGGUCGUUACUAGAGCAGGUUUACAUGUUUAAAUGCUCCAAAAACACAUCAGUUUUCUCGUACUGUCCAGUGCUGCAGCUCUUUCUUCACCUUCUGUUUGAAACGCUCUAUUUUAGCUCCUGUCCCUUUAAGAAAUACACGCCUGACCCGGCACCGCUAACAACAACAGAGCAGCUGUGCUAAAUCAAACAUCACGUGCCAAACCAGCCGCUAGGGAAUAAAGGUAUCUGUGAUGUCACAAAAUCAUGGAUUUAAAGGCGGGACUACUGACGAGGUGUGUUUUCUGUGCGAGAGAGUGGUGUGGACUUUUAUAUGCACAAGAACAUGCGUAUAUAAAAACAAUGAAAAAGCGUAAUAGGUCUCCUUUUAAUAUGGCACAUACAACCAAUGUAAUUAAUUUGUCUCAGCUGCUGUGGUUUAGCUGCGUCUUUCCAUUUCCUGUUUCCAGUUACCGCAUAUACUGUAGAGAUUUAGGACUACUUGCAUGAAAGUUGCUCUUAUAAAAUGUUGUGGGUUUUUUUUUUCCAGUGUUUGCAUUUCCUGUCAAUAAAUAACCAAUGGAGUAAAUUCUCAUGUUACAGUAUCUACCUGCUUUGUAACUUUUUAAACAGAGAAAACUGUUCAGGCUCUAUUAGAACUGCACUGCUUUAACAAAACAGUGAAUUCAGUAAACAGUGUGACAAUAAUGUGUCCUCACAGCUGUGGG